Messenger RNA from Cimex lectularius (bed bug), 843 nucleotides. RefSeq names its product TP53-regulating kinase (gene Prpk). Gene Ontology annotation, biological process: protein phosphorylation. Gene Ontology annotation, cellular component: cytosol; EKC/KEOPS complex; nucleus. The transcript has 2 exons. The record is from RefSeq and is a predicted model, not a curated record. Lineage: Eukaryota; Metazoa; Arthropoda; Insecta; Hemiptera; Cimicidae. Gene Ontology annotation, molecular function: ATP binding; protein serine/threonine kinase activity. Bases 115 to 756 code for a protein of 213 amino acids.
GCGAUACUGCGAUAUCACAAUUCACAGACUGUUAUAUACUGAUGUUUUGAACCGGCGAUUGCUGACAAGUCGAAACAACUUUAGUUUGUUUUUUCUUUAUAUAUCUGUGAUAAAAUGGCAAAUUUAGACGGUUUCGACCUUUGGAAACAGGGCGCGGAGGCCAAGAUGUACACAGGAGCUUUCCUCGGUGAUGAGGUAGUGGUUAAAGAACGUUUCCUCAAGAAAUACAGGCAUCCGGACUUAGACGAAGCCCUGAGCAAGGAAAGGCUGAGGAACGAAGCAAGAGGGAUCCUCAGGUGCAAGGCGGCAGGUGUAAAAUGCCCAACUGUCUACUACAUCGACCUGGAUCGGCGGUUGAUCUAUCUCCAAAAGCUGUCCGGCGCGUCGGUUAAAGAAGCGCUUGAUGACGGUACAGACAAAGCGCUUCGAAUCGCUGAGCUUAUCGGAGAGAGCGUCGGUAAAAUACACUCAAACAACUUAAUCCACGGAGACCUUACGACGUCUAACAUGAUACUGCAAGAUGAUGAAAUAUACCUUAUUGACUUUGGCCUUUCAACUGUGGCUCAGAGCGCUGAAGACAAAGCCGUUGAUCUUUACGUCCUGGAAAGGGCCUUGUCGAGUACGCACGAAUUGAACGAGCAGUUCUUCAUGACGAUAAUCAAAUUCUACCGCAAAGCCAAUAAAGGGAGUAAAGAAGUUAUGAGAAAGUACGAAGAGGUCAAAGCUAGGGGGAGGAAGAGGACUAUGGUAGGAUAAUAGUUUGUUUUUAAAUACUGUUAUUUAUUAAAUUGUUUUCUUUUUACUGUUGUGUUAUAUUGCAAUAAAACCUCUCUUAACAGACAA